AUGCAGUCUGAAUACAAAUCGAUACAUCGUUUAUUACCAUGUAUUUUUAAUCGUGCCAAUCCUAUUGAAUCAAUAGAGGAAACUUUUACUUGUGAUUCUGAGGAACGAGAUACAUUUGAAAAGUUUAUUUUUACUAAAUUAGAAGAAUAUUCGAAGAAAAGAACAGUCAAUCUUUUUCAUUUAACAUCACUUUCACAUAUUCGUCGACGUUUAAAACGUGAUCUUAAAUCUUACGCUAGACAAACUAAUUCAAAUAUUGUAUCCAUUGAAAAACUUUCUCAAUGGACUGAUGAAAUAUUUGAUAAAAUCGAAGCACAUUUAUCUAAAUUUCAAAAUAAUCUUGAACAAUUUCUUAAAACAGAUGAUAUUUUAUCAUCAUCAUCAUCAACUAUAAACAAUCAAUGGAAACAAAUACAAUUACAAAAAGCAAAGACUAUUUUCUCUAAUAGUACAUAUGAUACUGAUAAAGAAUUGUUAUUAAUGUAUCAAAAUAGUAUUAUUGAAAAACUGACACCUAAACAACUUGAUAAAAAUCAAAUUCUAUUAAUCAAUAAAGAUAAAAUUCAUUUAGAUGAAGAAUAUGAAAAAGCAGAAAAUAUUGGACGAGAAUAUUUAACAAAUCUAUUUCAUAAUUAUAAACAUCGUCAACUUCCUGAUUUACAAUUAUUUAAAGAAAUGAUUAAUCUUGGUAUGAAACAAAUGAUAAAACGACCAAAAUUAAAUGAAUUUCAUCAAGCAUCAAAUCUUCUUACGAAAGCAAUAUUUAUUCUUAAAAGUAAACAAUCAUAUUUAAUGAGUCUUCGAAAUUUAGCCGAUGAUUUCAUGCUUUUACGUUUUGGACGUUCAUUAGAUACUGAAAAAUCUAUUAAUAAUCGAUUUAUAUCUCUUAUUCAUGCAUUUCUCAAUACUAUAUCUUGUCUUAUUUAUUUAUUGAAAACUGAUUCAUCUGAAUCCUUUUCAUCAACAUCAUUCUUUUCUCCAUUUAAUUGUGAUUUAUCAACAGGAGAUAUUCUUUUACCAUUGAAAUAUAUUGAUGAAUGGACAUGGUUAUUAGAAAAAUGGCGAAUAGCAUUAGAAACAUUUCCAAUUGAACUUACUAAUCAAGGUGCUUUUGGUCGACUUGUACGUACGACUAUUGGUGUUGGUAUAGCACGACUUUAUGGUUUUGCUAUCAAUGAUGAACAAGAUAAACUUGAUGAGAAAUUUUUUCAAGCACUUCAAAUGGGUUUCUAUUAUGGUAUUGCCUAUGCACUUGUUGAUGGUCUUCAAGAUAAUCAAGAACAAAUUGAUAUUGAUACAUGGCUUAAAAAAAUGGAAGAUAUAUUAUGUGGUGAGGAACAAUUGAAUUUAUUAUCACUACUAGAAUUAUCAAUGACUCCAUUGUUACUUGAAACAUUUCAUAGUUUAAUUCAGCUUACAUCAAAAAAUUUCAUUACUGUACAAACAUUUACUGAUCUUGCUUUAUUACUUCGUUCACAACGAAUUGAUAAAAAAGAUUUAAAUCGAUCUGAUUAUAAUGAUAUUGAUAUUUUUAUUGGUCCUCUUUUAAAAGCACAUUUUACAUAUACAGCAACAGUUUAUAUGAGUGGUGCAAAAAUACUUACAAAUGAUCAACGUUUAUGGUUAAUGCCUUUUCUAGGACAAUUGACAGAUGAUUGUCGAGAUUUUCAUGAGGAUCGUCAAACAAAAUCAAUAACACCUGUUACCUAUUAUGCACAACAUAAUGGUGUAACAUUAAAUCCAUUUUUUGUUUUUUUAUUUAUUUGUGAAGAUCUUUAUUUAGAAAGUAAUCAUGAAAAUAAUACUGGUGCAUUUUUAGGACGAAGAAUAAUGAGAACAUUACGUGCAAUUGGAAGUGAUUUGAAAGAAUUUCUUCAAAUUUUUACUUCAAUAUCCUAUCCUGCUUUACAUAAAUAUUGUCUUUCAUUAGAAUAUUUAUUUAAUCAUAUCAGUGAUCCAGAAAAAACAAUAUUUCGUCAUAUCAACACAUUUGCAAAGAACUAUUCUUAUAAUCAUCGAACACUCGAAACAUUCGCAUAUGAUUAUUUACCUAUAAUCGAAAAACAACUCCUAAUAGAUACAAACAAUGAUAAUAAUCCAUUAAUUCAUGGUAUGAAUCAUAGUUUAAAAGCUGGUGGAAAACGUUUACGACCAUUACUUUUAUUAAUGGUUGCACAACUUUAUAAUAUUGAUAUUAAACGUAUAUUACCACUUGCUCGAGCAAUUGAAUAUCUUCAUACAAGUAGUUUGAUAUUUGAUGAUCUACCAGCACAAGAUAAUGCACCAUUAAGAAGAGGAAAACCAACACUUCAUAUGACUAUUGAUAGUGAUUAUAAUGAUAUUCCAUCAUCAUUAACUGAAGGACGAGCUCAAUUAGCGGCUAUUGAUCUUAUUGGAUAUGCUAUUCAAUUAGUUACCAUUGAUCUUCAUAAUGAACAUUUUUCAUAUGAAAGUAUAAAUCGAGUUACUGCUGAAUUAGCACAAUCAAUGAAAGAACUUUGUUAUGGACAGUUUCUUGAUUUACAAUCAGCAAGAAAUAAAAAAUUAUUAACUAUUAAUGAACUUGAUCGUAUUGCUUAUUUAAAAACUGGUAAAGCUAUUGAAGUUACUCUUAUUUGUCCCGUUCUUCUUGUUGAACAAAAACAAUCGUUAGAUGAACUCCGUCAAUUAGGUCGUUUAAUGGGUAUUUUAUUUCAAAUGAAAGAUGAUUUACUUGAUAUUGAAGGACAUAGUGAUCAACUUGGAAAACUACAAAAUAUUGAUCAACAAAAUCAAACAAUAACUUAUAUAAAUUUAUUAGGUAUUGAAGGAACACGACAACGUAUUCGAGACAUAAGAAAACAAGCAGAAUUAAUACUUGAUAAUCUAUGGCCACAAUCUAAUACAAUUAGAGAUGUUAUAAGAUAUAUUUGUGAACGAAAAAAAUAA
Messenger RNA from Adineta steineri, 2928 nucleotides. NCBI's taxonomy places the organism in Eukaryota, Metazoa, Rotifera, Eurotatoria, Adinetida, Adinetidae. The record is from the annotation of a GenBank genome assembly.